ACAGUUUGGAAUUUUACGCCAUUUAAGUUCCUUCUUUCGUUCUUUUUCUCGUCACCACUGUGUUUACUUAUCUAUUUCGUAAUCCACAAUGUCACUUUCUCAUUCUUUCGCCAAACUUUCCCACCCUAAAUAUUUAAUCCCUAUUGCUGGAGUCGCUGUUGCUUCUAUCGGAUUAGCCUACCAAUACUCAACUAUGUCUACUGCCCCAAUCUCCAACGAAGCUAAAGUCACCUUUAAAGGUGACAACGAAUGGGUUGACUUAAAGCUUCUCAAAUCUGAAGACUUGACUCACAACACCAAGCACUUGACUUUCAAGCUCAAUUCCGAAGACGAACUUUCCGGUUUAGUCACUGCUUCUUGUCUCUUGACCAAGUUUGUCACUGCUAAGGGUAACAACGUUAUCCGUCCAUACACCCCAGUUUCCGACACUGAACAAAAGGGUACCAUUGAAUUCGUCGUCAAGAAGUACGAAGGUGGUAAGAUGUCUAGCCACAUCUUUGACUUGAAGGAAAACGAAACCUUAUCCUUCAAGGGUCCAGUUGUCAAGUGGAAGUGGGAACCAAACCAAUUCAAGUCUAUUUCCUUGAUUGGUGGUGGUACCGGUAUCACUCCAUUGUACCAAUUGUUGCACGAAAUCACCAAGAACCCAACUGACAAGACUAAGGUCAACUUGAUUUUUGGUAAUGUUUCCACUGAUGAUAUUUUGAUCAAGAAGGAAAUCGACGCUAUUGCCAAUGCCCACAAGGACCAAGUCAAGGUCACUUACUUCGUUGACAAGGCCAAAGAAGGUGAAGCCUGGGAAGGUAAGGUUGGUUACAUCACCAAGGACUUUUUAGCUUCCGAAUUGGACAAGCCUUCUUCUGACACCAAGGUCUUUGUCUGUGGUCCUCCAGGUUUGUACAAGGCUGUCUCUGGUCCAAAGGUUUCUCCAACCGACCAAGGUGAAUUGACCGGUGCUUUGGCUGAAUUGGGUUACACCAAGGAACAAGUCUUUAAGUUUUAGAGAUGUUACAUAAAUUGUAUAAGUUAUAUAUAAAAUUUUGGAUUCUGAUUUUACUUAUAGAAAUUGUAAACUUAAAACCAGCUUUCAAACUCUUGCUAAAAAAAAAAAAUACUGUAGCAUUAAACAAAUGUCAUCUGUCAGAAUUGCCAUCCAAGGAUGUGCCCAUGGCGAACUCGAGCAGAUCUACGCCAAGAUCGAUCCUAAAACGGAUCUUCUCUUGAUUUUAGGUGACUUUCAAGCUCUUCGGAGCACUCAAGACUACCAAGCCCUCAAUGUACCCGCUAAAUACCGUGCCCUUGGUGAUUUCCAUUCCUACUAUAGUGGCGCGUUAACUGCACCUUGUCUUACGAUUUUCAUUGGCGGGAAUCAUGAAAAUAGUGCGUAUUUGCAAGAACUCAAGUAUGGAGGCUGGGUUGCUCCGCGAAUGUAUUAUCUUGGUGAAUUUGGUAGUGUAUGGUAUCGAGGAAUUCAGAUCGCAGGAUGGAGUGGAAUUUUCAAUAGAUCCACGUUCUUGCGCAAUAACAUGUAUGUUGAAAAACCACCGUAUCGCAGAGAUGAACUCGUGAGCGUUUAUCAUCAGAAAUUGACCGCAUUUAUAAAGUUGUAUAUGAUGAAUCAUGACUUGGAUGUGGUGAUGAGUCAUGAUUGGCCCGUGGGAAUUGAAGAUUAUGGUGAUAAACGAAAACUAUUGGCUCUUAAACCGUUUUUUAAGAAGGAUAUAGAGAAUAAGGAGUUGGGGAGUCCGUUGAAUAAGUUCUUAUUGCAUCAUUUACGUCCGAGAUAUUGGUUCUCAGCUCAUUUGCAUGUGUUAUUUGAAGCGAGUGUAAGCUAUAAAGGGGAGGUUAACAGUAAAGAACAGUCGAAGUCUUCUAAUAAUGAUGAGAUAGCAUUGAAUAUGGAUGAUGAAACUGAGAAAGAAAUUUCCAACAAGGACAAGAUAAACUUGGAUAUGGAUGAGGAAGAGUCAAAUUCUGUUGUUAAUAAUGAAAAAAUCGAAUUAGAUAUGGAUGAUGAUGAUGAUGGUAACAAUCAAAUACACCUUGAUAUGGAUGAAGAAGAACCAAUUCCAUCACUUGAACUGAGCUUGUAUUUAAGUAACCCACAACCAAAGAAGACACCACCUCGAAUGUCUCCCUCGGACCACAGUACUAACUUCUUAGCAUUGGAUAAAUGUGGGAAACGUCGUAUCCAUCUCCGUCAUAUAACAAUCACCCCUGACGAAGCACACCAAUCCCACCCUUCAUAUAAAGAUAACAAGCUAUAUUAUAGCAGACGAGCAAUUGCGAUUAAUAAAGUACUCGAAACUUAUCUCAAAUCACACGAAGAUGAAUUUCGCGGCAUAAACACAAGAAAGAUCCUUGAAGACCCUCACAACUUAGUUUUGGUUAAUGAGUUGAUGCCAUUGGUGGAAUUGGAAUUGAGAAAGUUGAGUGGGAUGAAGGAUGAAUUGUUUAUUGUGCCGGAGUCUUUUAAAGUUGUAGCUCCAACCGAAGAUGAUGGUUCCCAAUUGAAGUUUUAUCCAAAUAAUCAAACUGAAGAAUAUUGUAAAAAGUUUGAUGUUGUUUCACCGGAUUUAGCAUAAUAUAAUUACAUAGAAUACUUAAUCUACCCCUUCAUCAGAACUAU
Spathaspora passalidarum NRRL Y-27907 is the source of this 2629-nucleotide messenger RNA. RefSeq names its product cytochrome-b5 reductase (gene MCR1). Gene Ontology annotation, biological process: ergosterol biosynthetic process. The transcript has a single exon. The record is from RefSeq and is a predicted model, not a curated record. NCBI's taxonomy places the organism in Eukaryota, Fungi, Ascomycota, Pichiomycetes, Serinales, Debaryomycetaceae. The coding region runs from base 89 to 1003 and encodes 304 amino acids. Gene Ontology annotation, molecular function: cytochrome-b5 reductase activity, acting on NAD(P)H.